Molecule: messenger RNA, 4256 nt
Organism: Phlebotomus argentipes
Lineage: Eukaryota; Metazoa; Arthropoda; Insecta; Diptera; Psychodidae
Gene: pod1
Product: coronin-7
Exons: 6
Coding region: 247-3423 (1058 amino acids)
Molecular function (GO): protein binding
Source: RefSeq, a predicted model, not a curated record
UCAAACGUCGUCGGAAGGGCGUAAAGUUUCCUCGCAAUUUCCUCUGAAUUCGCGCUCAAACGCACGCGAAAUUGUGCAAAAAUUACGGAAAAGUGUGUCGGCGUGCUGUGUGAGUGACAUUCAGUCGGUGGGUUCCGGUAGAUGGUGAGAAAACCCGUGAAAAUCCCGUGUUUUGUGCGGCACUUCCUCUCGGCGGCGACAUCAAACAAAACAUCCUUCACCGAACUUGCGCAAAGUGGGUAAACAAUGGCGUGGCGCUUCAAGGCAUCCAAGUACAAGAAUGCCGCCCCAAUCGUCCCCAAGCCCGAGGCCACGAUCCGGGACAUCAUCGUGGGCUCGUACCAGAAUCACGGCAGCAACAUCGCCGCCUCGGCGGCCUUCAUGGCCUUCAACUGGGAGCACACGGGCACGAGUCUGGCCGUGCUGCCCAUCGACGACUGCGGCCGGAAGAGCAAGACGAUGCCGCUGCUGCACGCGCACUCGGACACCGUCACGGACCUGGAGUUCUCGCCCUUCCACGACGGCGUGCUGGCCACGGGCUCGCAGGACUGCCUGGUGAAGAUCUGGCACAUCCCGCCCAAGGGCCUCACCACGUCCAUCACCAAUCCCGAGUGCACGUUCUCACACAAGCAGCGCCGCAUCGAGCGCGUGGGCUUCCACCCAACGGCCGACUGCCUGCUGCACUCCACCUCGGCCGGCACCAUCAACCUCUGGGACAUCACGGUGCAGGAGGAGGCGUUCUCGAACAAUGAGCAUCCGGAAGUGAUCCAGUCAGUGAGCUGGAAAAGAGACGGCACAGUUCUGGCGACGACGUGCAAAGACAAGAUGAUUCGCGUGGUGGAUCCGAGAGCCAACAAGCCCAUCGCCUUGGCGGCUGACAGUCAUCAGAGUAUCAAGGAUUCGCGUGUGGUGUGGCUGGGCGAGCAGAAUCGCAUUCUCACCACGGGCUUCGAUGCUCAGCGACUGCGUCAGGUGAUCAUUCGCGAUGUGAGGAACUUCCACGUGCCGGAAAAGACUCUCGAGCUUGACUGUUCAACUGGAAUUCUGAUGCCAUUGUUCGAUGCCGACACAAAUAUGCUCUUCCUGGCCGGCAAGGGUGAUUCCACGAUUUCGUAUCUGGAGGUGACGGAGAAGGAGCCCCACUUGAUUGAGGGGCUGCGGCACACGGGCGAGCAGACGAAGGGAGCGUGUCUGGUGCCGAAGAGAGCGCUCAGAGUGAUGGAGGGCGAGGUGAACAGGAUUCUGCAGCUCACUUCCAACUCCGUCAUCCCGAUUAUGUAUCAGGUGCCGCGGAAGACUUACAGGGAUUUCCAUAGCGACUUGUAUCCGGACACGGUGGGCUUCAGGACGGACUUGACGGCGGCUCAGUGGCUGAAAGGGACGAACUUGCCGGUGCCCAAGAUGAGUCUCGACCCUGCCAAGCGGGAAUUGGGCGCCCAGCCAAUUACGCCUCGCUUGGGACCGAAACCCUUUGUCGGAUGCACAUCAUCGGAGAAGUUCUCCUUUGACAAGGUCUUCUCGGUUCCUCAAGUUCCGGGAACUGAGCAACAGUCGGCAAAUGGUGGGAAUGGCGAUCAAGAGAAGACUGAUCAGUAUUCGUCGCAUUCCAAUACAGAACCGGAGAAAACGGAGGAGAAUUCCGAAGAGAAGACAGAUGACUCUCCUGAGAUGGAGAGCACCGAGUGCGAGCCUCCGGUUGAGAUUGCUGAGCCUGAAGUGGUCGAUGUGCGUGAGUCUGUGGAGAAGAAGCCUGACGAGGCUGAGGAUGAUCGCUCUGACGCUGCCACAUCCAUUGCUGAGCGUCGCAAGAUGUACGAGCAUCGCUCGAUGAGCAUUCAGGAGGAGAAGGCGGCGUCGCCGACGCCUCUGCGGCGCCGCAAUUCCCUGAAGCAGUGGAAUGGAAAGGAGGAGGAACACGCAGCGCCGGCGCCGCAAGCCACAGUCGUGGACGGCGACACGGCGUCGAGUGCAAAGACGGGCAAGAGGACGUCGACGGUGUUCGGGCGAGUGUCCAAGUAUCGGCACUUGAAGGGCACGCCGGGACACAAGUCCACGAGCAUUGAGAAUGUGCGGAACAUCAGUCGCCAGCUGCCGGGCGAGUGCGAUGGGUUCCACGGGAAUGCGCAGCGCGUGGCUGUGCCGCUGGCGGGGCCGGGCGGGAAGAUUGCCAUCUAUGAGCUGGAGAAGUGCGGACGUCUGCCGGACGGUGUGAUCCCGUCGCUGGUCAACGGGAGCAACAUCAUGGACUUCCAGUGGGAUCCCUUCAAUCCCAGCCGCCUGGCGGUGGCGUGCGAUGACGGCAUCGUGAGACUGUGGAUGAUUCCGGCUGGUGGACUCACGGAGCCCAUCAACACGCCGCAUUCGGAGCUGGUGGCGCACUCGGACAAGAUCUACUUCAUCCGCUUCCACCCGAGCGCCAGCGACGUCCUGCUCACGGCCAGCUACGACAUGACGCUGAAGCUGUGGGAUCUGGUGGAGAUGCAGGAGCGUCUUGUGCUGCACGGCCACACGGAUCAGAUCUUCAGCUUCGCCUGGAGUCCGUGCGGCACUCGCGGUGCGUCUGUGUGCCGCGACGGGCGUCUCAGAGUGUUCAAUCCGCGCCAGUCGGGCGAGCCGGUGGCCGAGGGGCCCGGGCCCGUGGGCACGCGCGGGGCGCGCGUCGUGUGGGCGCUGGACGGUGAGUUCAUCGUCGUGACGGGCUUCGAUAAGGUGUCAGAGCGCCAGAUCACAAUCUACCAGCGAGACAACUUGGGUGUGCCAUUGAACACGAUCGGCAUCGACGUGUCACCUGCCAUUCUCGUGCCGUUCUACGACGAGGACAGCUCGACGCUCUUCCUCACCGGCAAGGGCGACUCCACGGUGUUCAGCUUCGAGAUCACCGACGAAGCGCCGCACAUCUGCCCGCUGUCGCACCAUCGCGGCGUCUCGGUGCACCAGGGACUGAGCUUCCUGCCCAAGAACCAGUGCAAUGUGGCCGGCGUGGAGUUCGCGCGAGCUCUGCGUCUCACCAACAACACCAUCGAGUGGCUGAGCUUCACGGUGCCGCGGCUCAAGAGCGAGCUCUUCCAGGACGAUCUCUUCCCGCCCACGCGCGUCACGUGGGCCCCCAGCCUGAGUGCCAAGGAGUGGUUCGCCGGCAAGGACAAGGCGCCCAGCAAGGUCAGCCUGCAGCCGGAGGGAAUGGCGUGUUUGUCAUCCAGCAAACUGCCCGCGAAGUCGGACGCUGCCAAGGCUCCUGAAUCUGCUGCUGCUGAGGCAAUUCCGCCGCCUCAUCCGGGCGCCAGCAUGAUGUUCCGCAGCGACGUGACGAAGCAGCGCGAGAAGGACAUCCAGAAGAGUCUCAGCGCCCGAAUGGAGCCGAAUCUGGCCAAGAUCGAGUACGACACGGAGAACGGCGUGGAUGAGGAUGAGUGGGAGGGCUGAAGAGCCCGUGGGGAAAGCCAUUUUCGCGCUCGUUCGCGCCUUUUCUGCAAUUUUUAUCGCAUUUCUGCCGACUUUCGCGAAGACAUAUCGUGAGAUUUUGACGUGCGCGGAUCAUGACGAUUUUUCUAACGCAACAAAAAUAUACUCUGCAACUCUGAGCCAGUGAACAGAUUGAACACUGCAAGACAUAUUCCAAGUUAGUAGUAAUGUAAUUAAGGGCUGAAAACACAGUGUAUCUCUUAUUCCAUUUUGAAUUUAUUCAUUGUAAUUGAAAGAAAAUAUUCUCCAAGAUGACAUUUUUGCUUAAAAGAAAUUGUGUGUUGUGAUAUUUUAUUUAACCGUCAUAGUAUUUGAUUUAACGGAGACAUAGAAAUGAACAAAAAAAAAAAGGAAAAAUCCAAACUAGUCGGUUUUAUAUUAAUCUGUAGGAGAAAAAGAUUGAUGAAAGACACUUCCAUUUGUGUAAAUGCGACUCUCUUCGCAAAAACUCCUUUCUUAUUGAGCCUCCCUUUUUCGAUGUAGAGCAAUUUUUGAUAAAGAAACAAUGAUGUAAUAUUUGAUAAACAAGUUUGUGUAAUUUUUAGGGACAUAUUCGGAUAUAUAAAAAAAAACAACUUUUUUACAUUUUAUAUGGAUGGAGAAAAGAAACUACAAGAAAAAAAGUAUGAUAAAAAGUAUUUAAACAAUUUUAUACAAUGCUGAAGAUUUUUCAACGCAGUUUCAGAAUGUGAAGAUGAAGGAAUUGUAGCAAAAUAAUCGUAAUUAAUCCAUUUGCAUAGGCAUUAUUUGCAAUUUAUAAAAGCAUUGAUAUGGAAAUAAAAGUGAUGUGCAUG